UCCAUGACUCAGGAACAAAUAUCAGUGCUCAUCACACAAAUAAAUGCCCUUACCGGGAUUCGAACCCAGGACCGCGGCUUAGCAGGCAGGGUCACUACCGACUGAGCCAAACCGGCCCAUAAUAAUCCAUUUAAUCCGUCCAUUUAAUGCGUUUCCAUAGUUUUAUUUUAUCCAUACUAAUAUUAUAAAUGGGAAAGUGUGUGUGUCUGUAUGUUUGUCCGUCUGUCGCGGCAAAACGGAACGACGAAUUGGCGUGAUUUUUAAGUGGAGAUAGUUGAAAGGAUGGAGAGUGAGAUAGGUUACAUUUUGUCUCUUUGUAACGCGAGCGAAGCCGCGGGCCAAAUCUAGUACUAUAUAAAUUUAGGUAAAAAACAUUUAUAAAGUUGCAUUUACUGCACCUAAAUGUGAGAUUUUGUAAAAGAAUGUAACAUUUUAAUUAUAUUUAAAAUCGAAGGGUAAAGGUUGAAUGUAACAGUAAAACACCACAUAAAACUGUUAUCGCUAUUUCUUGUCACGUAAGUUUGAGUAUACUAUGUAACGACUGUUGAACAAUGUCUAACGAUAGAUGCUGGCCAUUGAUUGGUUGUUUAUAGCAUUUUAUUUGAAAAUGUGCGCUUCACUCCUCCAAGAUGUUUAUAAGUUACUACUUUCAAUUCAACUACUUUUAAUCAUAAAUGGAGGACAAUGUGCACCUAGACUUGGAGGUAUACUUUUCGAACAGUUAUUUCUUGAAACUUUUAUGGACGACGAAAAUAAUACUAAUGGUAACUACAAAAGAGAACUUAAUGUACGAGUACCAGUUUACCGAACAAACAUUAAAAAUAGUACAUCGCUAUAUGCCAAAUUAACUAGUAAUUCAAUGAAUAACUCAGAAAUUUCAAGAUGGAGGCACAAUAAUAUAAAAUUAAAGCUUCUUGAUAAUAAUGUUAAUACUAUUUCUAAUAAUUCUCUUUUCAAUAAUUCUAAUGGAAUCAUAAAUAAUAAUCUUACUACAAGUUUUCCGUCGACAUUUGCGUCUACGGUACCCUUCACUACUAUCAAAAUAAACACAACGUAUUAUUCACCUAAAAAACAGUACUAAGGGUAAAACUAAAAAGCAUUUGGAAAAAGAAAAGGUAACAUGGGAUCUACCAGUAAACAAAACAACAGUGAAAACUAGUGUAGGCCAGAAAAGUUCAGUUACGCCGAAAAGUCGUCGAUAUGGCGCUAUGCUACAAUCUAAUGGUUAUGCAUUUAAUGAUAAUAAUUGUCAAAUGAGAGGUGAUCGAGUUCUAUGUGGCUAUAACAAUGAAGGAUUAGAAACUAUUGAGCCCGAACCAGCAAACAAGGAUUGCAUUCCCCGUGGGGACAGGAUCGAAUGUGGCUAUGUCAAUCGCAGGACUGAUAACAGGCGCAAUAAUAAAGACAUUAAAGUCGUAGAAGCUGGAUCUACAAUUCAAAACGUGACUGACUAUAUAACAACAGAUGCUAUUGAAAUUGUUGUCCCUUCCUAUACAAAUGCCACAAAUAAAACUACUAACACCCUUCCUCCACUCAACAAUACUGAAGUUAAUACUCGUUCUGGUGUUAGUAGCAUUGAAGAUCAACCAGAGCUAUCAAAAAUUGAUACAGAAGAAUUACUAGAAGAUGUCGAAAAAAGCAUUGCUCUCAUUAUUACAAACGCAAGUAUUAGCACUACUUCUGUAACAACUACUCCCAGGGUUUUCACUGAUACCUCUACUAUGACAAAUACACCUUCUUCUACGACGAUUAGAGAAACACAAACAAAAUUUGACAGCUUGAAAAUUUUCGAACUUAUUGACCGUGUUGAAAAAAUAUUAUCCUCAGCUGGUGCUAUUACAACUUCCAAAACUAAUAAUGCUAGCAAUAAAUCUUUUACUCCAAUGUCUACCUUAAAAGAGCCUACAAACGUUUUCAAUAUGACAGGCAGAAAAUCUAACGAAAACUCUUCGACCCGUACCGCUGAUUUUACUAUUAAUACUAGUGUUUCAACAUCUGCUACAACUAAUACUAAUAUAACUUCACCGAGUACUAAAUCUACUAGUAUUACUACUACUUCUACUACUAGUACUACUUCUACUUCAACAACAACUAGUGCAACAACAACAACAACAACUACAACAACAACUCCUAUCCCAUAUAUCGACGAUGCCGAAUAUUGCGUCGAGAAAGAUGGCCGGAUCGUGUGUUAUGACAACCCACAAGAAGUUUACGAUAUCGACGAUGAUUUUUUAGAAAAAUAAGUUAAAACACUUCAGAUUUUAUUGAAGUGUUGUGCUUAAUGCGAUCUGAAUCUGCCUGACGACUGAUUUUACAUAUUUACCCAAGAAGUGUGAUUUAUACUGUAUAUCAAAUAAGAAAAAGUGUAUUGCAUCUUCAAAUAUCAGUUGGUAAUGAAUGCCUAUAGACCGUAGGUACUU
Leguminivora glycinivorella is the source of this 2420-nucleotide messenger RNA. Its product is annotated as cell wall protein DAN4-like. The transcript is spliced from 2 exons. The record is from RefSeq and is a predicted model, not a curated record. Bases 1209 to 2243 code for a protein of 344 amino acids. NCBI's taxonomy places the organism in Eukaryota, Metazoa, Arthropoda, Insecta, Lepidoptera, Tortricidae.